Messenger RNA from Pediculus humanus corporis (human body louse), 1059 nucleotides. RefSeq names its product cbl-D, putative. The transcript has 6 exons. The coding region runs from base 1 to 1059 and encodes 352 amino acids. The record is from RefSeq and is a predicted model, not a curated record. NCBI's taxonomy places the organism in Eukaryota, Metazoa, Arthropoda, Insecta, Psocodea, Pediculidae. Gene Ontology annotation, molecular function: protein binding.
AUGAAAGAUCUAAACACUUGGAAUUGUAACUACAGCAGUUUACAAGCUUUAGCUCUAUCACCCCGUACUGAUAACGCAGAUUGUAAAGAUGGGAAAAGUCCGAUGAUAUCACCGAAAACAUCGCCUCAAUUAUUACGAAAACCAUCGAGCGGUUUAACAAAUUCACCUCCUCCUCCACCUUUGCCCCCGAGAAGGCCUUCGCCAACGCUAGGAAGUCCCACUAAUUUACCUGGUUCCAAUCAACAACAACAACAACAACAACAACAACAUGUACAUUUUGAUGAAGCAUCCAUUUCAUUACAUUGCUUUAAUAAAAAUGUAUCGGAAUAUACAGGUGACACGUCACCAUCGUCAGGAGUCCCUGACUCGACUUACGAUGCUCUUCAAACCUCAGAUAUGGAUUCUAUUCAAUGCCUUGAUUUAACUACACCAACCGUACCUACAACUCUUGUACCAUCUUCACAUUCUACUACUAAUUCUUCAACAACAGAUGGGGAGAUUUUAAAAAUGGAAACCAUAACCGACAAAAUCUCACAAAUUUCUAAAAAAAAACCAAAUUAUGAAAACGUUACAAUUUUAGGUAUGUUGGAUACAAAGAGCAAUAAUAAUCAAUUACCGAUACCGCCACCGGCAAAAAUAGCAUUUUCGACUUUGCUACCUCUUCAUCAUCAUCAUCAUCAUUCGACUUUGAUUAAUUCCAGGUUGAUGUCGAACACAAACACGGUUUUGGUUUCAUCUCAUUCUCACACUCAUCCUUUACCCUCACCAUCGAGGACUCCGACGUCGGAUUCGAAUAUUUGUUUUCGUAAAUGUUCGUUGGGUGAAGAAAGGUUCGGAAUGGAUAACGAAAAGAAUAAAAUAUUGAUGAAAAACAAGAGUGAUGAUAGAAACAUUGCUUAUGAAAAUUUAAACAUGGAUUACAUAACGCAAUUAACGAGCGAGGGUUACACGCAGGACGCGGUUAUAAGAGCUUUGGGCAUAACGAGAAAUGACGUGAAAAUGGCUUGCGACAUUUUACACGAAUUUGCGACAAAAAAAACAACAACGGGCACGACAUAA